AAGUUUAAAAUGCAACAUAUCAAAUGUGUUGUAGUCGGUGACGGAGAUGUUGGGAAAACGUGUUUAUUGAUGUGCUAUUCAACUAAUACUUUCAAUGACGAUUAUCUUCCAACAAUAUUUGAUAAUUAUAAAACAACCGUAAAGGUGAAUGACAUUUACGUAGAGUUAGGAUUAUGGGAUACAGCAGGUCAAGAGGAUUUCGAUCGAUUCCGCCCAUUAUCAUAUCCACAAACGGAUGUAGUUCUUGUAUGUUUUUCACUUGUUCAUCGGACAAGUUUUGAAAAUGUUACUGACAGAUGGAUUCCUGAAAUCCGUCACCACUGUCCAGAAAUACCAGUCAUUUUAGUGGGCACAAAACUUGACAUUCGACAAGACGGAGAACCACAAAAAUCAAAACAUAUUUACAAAAAUAAUAACACUGUAUCAUUCAGUGAAGGACAAUCUUUAGCCAAUAAAGUCGAUGCCGUAAAAUAUUUAGAAUGUUCAGCCAAAACUCAGGAAGGGCUGCAUUUGGUGUUUGAAGUGGCUAUAAAGGCUGUGUUAUUUCCAUCUCAGCACAAACAAAAACGCAGACCGUGUAUUUUGUUGUGAAAUUGUUCAGCACGAUACAAU
Mytilus californianus (California mussel) is the source of this 612-nucleotide messenger RNA. Its product is annotated as ras-related C3 botulinum toxin substrate 2-like. The coding region runs from base 10 to 591 and encodes 193 amino acids. Gene Ontology annotation, biological process: small GTPase-mediated signal transduction. Gene Ontology annotation, molecular function: GTPase activity; GTP binding. The record is from RefSeq and is a predicted model, not a curated record. Lineage: Eukaryota; Metazoa; Mollusca; Bivalvia; Mytilida; Mytilidae. The transcript has 5 exons.